AUGUUUCGACACCAGCAUCAGUUUUUUGGUACCAUUAAACCGCAGAUUAAUUUUGAUCCAGAAGCAGUUGCUGAAAUUCUCCAUAAAGCCAUGAAAGGUAUUGGAUGUGAUAAAGAAGAAAUAUUGCAUGUAUUGACGACAAUUAACAAUGAGCAACGACAGGAGGUAGCUUUGCAAUAUAAAUCGAUGUAUGGAAAAGAUUUGAUGGAUUCGCUAAAAAGUGAACUUCACGGUGAUUUUGAAGAUGUCAUUGUGGCACUGAUGAUGACACCAUCUGUUUACGACGUCCGACAACUACAUCAAGCCAUUUCUGGAAUGGGAACUAAGGAGAAGAUACUGGUCGAGAUAAUGUGUUCAAGAACAAACGAAGAAAUUCUUUGGAUCAAGGAAAAAUACGAGGAAGAUUAUGGCGAAUCGUUGGAAGAUGGAGUAAAAGGUGAUACAAGUGGACAUUUUGAACGUCUUUUGGUUGCCCUGUUGCAAGGGAACCGGAAUGAAUCCAUAGCAGUUGAUUAUCGGAAAGCGAAUCAGGAUGCGCACGAGCUGGAACAAGCUGGCGAAAAGCAGUGGGGCACGGAUGAGUCUACAUUUAUCAAAAUUUUAGUUACUGAAAGUAUUCCUCAAUUGCGGCAAGUUUUGAAUGAUUACGAACAAAUCGUUGGACACAGUAUUGAAGAGGCAAUUAGGAAUGAAUUCAGUGGUGAUAUAAAUGAAGGAUUAAUAGCAUUGGUAAAGAACAUUCAGAAUCAGCCUGGAUACUUCGCUUUUGAACUGUAUCAGGCAAUGAAGGGUUUGGGAACAAAAGACAAAGAUCUUAUCCGAAUCAUCGUAUCACGUUCCGAAAUUGAUUUGGCACUUAUUAAGCAACAAUACGAGCAGAGCUAUGGUCGAUCGCUAAUUGAUAGCAUACGAUCCGAAUGUUCUGGCGCAUAUCGUGAUACGCUUAUUGCUAUUAUUCAAGGGAAUUAA
Messenger RNA from Loa loa (African eye worm), 969 nucleotides. RefSeq names its product annexin. The record is from RefSeq and is a predicted model, not a curated record. The transcript is spliced from 6 exons. Gene Ontology annotation, cellular component: cytoplasm. Lineage: Eukaryota; Metazoa; Nematoda; Chromadorea; Rhabditida; Onchocercidae. The coding region runs from base 1 to 969 and encodes 322 amino acids. Gene Ontology annotation, molecular function: calcium ion binding; calcium-dependent phospholipid binding.